AUGGCUUCCCCGCUGGAGCUGGAGCAGGACGUGCAGGGGAAAGUGGAUUCGUUUCGAGCCCGCAUCGCGCAGGAGGCCGAGGAUCUGGUGUCCACCUUCUUCCCUCAGAAGCUGUCGGAGCUGGACAGUCGGGUCCAGGAGCUGCGCCUGCAGGACCUGUCCAGGAUCCGCUCGGUGCCCGCCUUGGAGCCCGCCGCCGUGCCCGACCCCGCGGGGGACGCACCCAACGGGGACCCGCCGCCGCCGCUGCAGCCCCAGCCCUCGCCCAAGGUGCCGGCCCUGCCCGGGGGCGAGAGACAGCUGCUGCGGAGCAACCAGCAUCUGGUGGAGCUGAUUGAGCGGGUAAAGCCCGAGAUCGAGCUGCUGAGAGAGAAGUGCAACACGGUGCGGAUGUGGGUGCAGCUGCUCAUCCCGAAGGUGGAGGACGGCAACAACUUCGGCGUGUCCAUCCAGGAGGACACCGUGGACCAGCUGUGGACCGUGGAGAGCACCGCAGCCUCCUACCUGCGUCGCUUCUCCGCCUACUACAACACCAGGGCCAAGCUGGUGUCCAAGAUCGUGAAGUACCCCCAGGUGGAAGAUUACCGCCGCACGGUGGCCGAGGUGGACGAGAACGAGUAUCUGAGCGUGCGCCAGAUCCUGCUGCACGUUCGGAACCAGUACGCCACCUUGCAUGACGUGAUCCUCAAAAACAUCGAGAAGAUCAAAACCCCUCGGAGCACCAACACUGACAACCUCUACUGA
Messenger RNA from Neogale vison (American mink), 744 nucleotides. RefSeq names its product proteasome activator complex subunit 3-like. Gene Ontology annotation, biological process: regulation of G1/S transition of mitotic cell cycle; positive regulation of endopeptidase activity; regulation of proteasomal protein catabolic process. The transcript has a single exon. The record is from RefSeq and is a predicted model, not a curated record. Bases 1 to 744 code for a protein of 247 amino acids. Gene Ontology annotation, molecular function: endopeptidase activator activity. Gene Ontology annotation, cellular component: cytoplasm; nucleoplasm; proteasome activator complex. NCBI's taxonomy places the organism in Eukaryota, Metazoa, Chordata, Mammalia, Carnivora, Mustelidae.